AUUUUACUCUGACCCAAUCCUACCAUAUUGUGGACACAGCGAGGAAAUUCUGAUUCGACGAAAUACUUUUCAAUUUUUGUAUUUACGUUUUAAAAUCCCUUUAUGGUUUGUGUGUAAUGCAUCGUAUUCAAGGAAGGAGGUCUAAAGAAAGUGCAACAUUUGAGCAUGAAGCCAAUUGGAAACAAUCAAAUGUCACUCAAGAAGCCCUGUCACCAAAACCAAGUUCAGAACUAAUUGAAGAGACAGACAAUGCCAAAUCACUGGAAAGUGUAGACUGCACUCAGAAAAAUAAGGAAAGUGAAUGCAACUAUGUAAAUAAUUUAUCAACUAUUUUGCAACAAAUGUGUGAACAGUCAGGGAAAAAAAAAACUCCCAUGUGUCUAGUCAAUGAGCUGGCUCGUCACCACAAGAUACAUCCCCAAUACCGUCUGACAGAAGAAUCAGGACCUCCACACCAAAAAAUUUUUGUUGUAAAUCUCAAAUUGGGUGAUGAACAGUAUACUGCAUCUGGGCAAAGUAUUAAAAAAGCCCAACAUGCUGCUGCAGAAUUGGCCCUUCAAAAAACCAACUUCAUCCUUCCUGAACCUAAAAGCAAAGUGAAACACAUUGUAAGCUCUAAGAGUGACAAACCUGUUACCCCAACAGUGGAACUAAAUGCCCUUGCAAUGAAACUGAAUUUUCCACCUGUAUAUACAAAUUUGGCACCACUUUCAAUUAAACCGAUGAUGCCUGAAGAACUACCACCCCUCUGUAAAGGGGAUCAUCUCCUAAGUCAAGUCGAUCAAAAGGGGAAGUUUCUGAACACGAACUUUCAACGUCCUUUCAUGUACACGCCUCAAAGAUUUGAUUAUCCUGGAAUUGUAUCGAAGAAGUAUUACUUUAACCGUCAUCAACCAACACCACUGAGACAUCGAGUUACUUUGGCAGUUGGUCAAGUUUUCGUGACGGGCGAAGGACCGUCACCCCAAGCAGCACGACAUCACGCUGCUCAACAGGCAUUGGAGCAGUUGCGAAACCAAAUACCGGUUAAUAAAGCACAACUGGAUGAUAGUCCACUGAUCAGUGAAGCAGAUACGGACACGGAUUUAAAAUCUCCUGUCUCCCUAGCUCAUGAAUUGGCUCUGAAAUUGAAUCAAACGGUGGAAUUUGCAUUGUUGAAUGAGAGUGGGCCGCCCCACAUGAGAAAUUUCGUUGUGCAGUGCAAACUUGGAGAAGUUACAACACAGGGAGAAGGUAACUGUAAAAAGAUGGCGAAGAGAAAAGCGGCAGAAUUAAUGUUAGAUGAAUUAAAAAAAGUACAUGGAAAUGGUAUCUUGCGCCCUUGUGAGGGAAACAACAUUAGCCAACCGCGCAUCCGCGUUAAAAGCAAAUCAGGCCUCGCAAGGAAAAAACCUCGAAAUUUGGUCAAGGAUGUCACAUCUGCAUCGAACGGAAGUCUUGGUACAAUACCCCAAGACCCAAUUUCGCAACUGGUACAGUUACAACAGGCGCGGAGGGAAAAGGAGCCAGUGUUUAUUGUUUUAUCAGAACGCGGUAUUCCACGUCAGUCCCCCGAGUUUGUAGUGGAAGUUACCGUUGGUUCAAUCACUGCAACAGGUGUUGGAACCAAAAAGAAAGAAGCGAAACGUGCUGCAGCUCUUAAGGCUUUGGAUGCUCUCAGCGAUACUAGAAAGUUAUCGCCGAUUGAAGGUGAAACAACUGUCGAACCACUUUCUUCCGUAUCAAACGCAUCAGUGUCUACUGUCAAUUGCGCUGGUCGUCAAAUGGUUCCUGGCCUUCUCUUAAUAGGAACUACUCCUGGCAAAAAAAUAGAUCUUUGCCGCAAUACUAAUGCAUCGACUGUUGCUGGAAUCCAAGAAUCUUCGCAGCCGGUCAUUCCGCCUAAAAAUUCUGGGGGAUUGCGUCCGGAGAUUCGUCUGCGCUACUUAGCCCAAGUUCUUGAAUACGAGGUUGAAUUUUCGGAUUUCCCGAAGGGUAAAAAAGGAGAUUUUGUUAGUCUCGUGACGUUAAACACGAACCCGCCCCAAGUGUCCCACGGGCUUGGUGCCACUUUGGAAGAAGCUCAUGAUAACGCUGCUUCCAAUAUGUUGAAAUUAAUUGCCGAAGGGGCUCUUGAUGAUAUGGCUGGCCCAAACAAAGCAAACGCAGAUCAACGAAGUUCGGAAAACCAAUAAUUCAAAAUUGCCCGGAAUCCUCACAACAUGCAAAUUUGUAUAUUUUCUCCGAGCGAUAGUAAAGCUGCGGUCUAAGUAUAAAUUUUUUUUUUUUCCCUCCUCUUUUUUCUAUUCCUUAUAGCCUUUUGCUACGAGGAAAGUGAAAAUCUCUUUUUGUUGUAUAUCCGUUUUGGCUUCUUCAUUGUAGUGAUUUUUUUUUCCUUACUCGCCGGCUUACAGUGUCCUUUUACAUGACUUUCUGUGAAAACAAAAAUAUUGAUAUUGAUUAUCAAAGAAAUCAAUCAAGAAUCAAGUCAGUUAGCAUUAUGCCACUUCACUUCUGUAAUGAAAAAUGUAAUACAUCGUCGAAAUCGGAUGUAAA
Molecule: messenger RNA, 2535 nt
Organism: Daphnia magna
Lineage: Eukaryota; Metazoa; Arthropoda; Branchiopoda; Diplostraca; Daphniidae
Gene: stau
Product: double-stranded RNA-binding protein Staufen homolog 2
Exons: 12
Coding region: 117-2174 (685 amino acids)
Source: RefSeq, a predicted model, not a curated record